This is a messenger RNA of Funneliformis caledonium, 162 nucleotides long. Lineage: Eukaryota; Fungi; Glomeromycota; Glomeromycetes; Glomerales; Glomeraceae. The record is from the annotation of a GenBank genome assembly.
AUGACUUACAAUUCUCCUUCGACUCGUGCAGUCAAAGUAUACUGGAAAACAGCAUGCGGGGAUCAGGCCUUGAUCAAGUACUUCCCUGCAGACUGCAUCCAAGCAUCUAACGCAGGACGUAAUGGCCAUACGCCAGUAGGGAUACGCUUGACUAGCACAUAA